CCUUGACGACACGGUGAGCUGGUCACGUGCCUUUCUUUCUCUUUUGCGUCAUUUCCGGCUCAUAGUGCCUUCUCUCGGGGCAAGGGUGAGUUAACUGAGUUUCUUGCUAUCGCAAAAACGCAGUUCACUAUUGCAGCUGAAAUCCAUGCUCCCUUUUGUGUCCUUUUAGAGACCAGUUCCGUCUUUGCACGUGUGUGAUGUGGCACUUUCGUGACGUCAUUCGUGGAGGCGUGUACCACGUCGCCGCCCAGUCUCGUCAAUGUAGCUGGCGUCGCUGGUCCGAGCAGUGCACCUUGUAGACUACGCCGCCUCAUUUUCAAUUCUUUAACGUGCACCCAAAGCACUUUACGAGAUCGUUUUGCAUUCCACUUCUCCUAGGAAUGCAGCUGCCGACUGCCGACUGCCAGACUCGAGGUGGGCAGCACGACACCAAAUCCUCAAAGCCGCCGCAGCGAACAGAAAACAGGAUUAGAAAUACGUCUUGUUAAAAGAGGAUGUCGGGCACACGAGGUCUCUGUGCUUGCUCUGAGUUUACACAGACGCUUUAGGUACGCGGGAACAAAAAAAAAAAAAAAAAAGGUGUUUGACUGCUACCGUCAUUCUUCUGACAUGAUGUGUAAAGCUGGAGAUCAAUCAUUCUUAGCCGUAAGCUCACCGAAGUGUUCCGUACACUAAACCAAGCGUACCUAGCCGUCAGGUAAACCGAUGACUUGAGUCCCAAGGAGAAUUGGCGCUCCUCAAAAGCGGCCCCUGUUCUGACAACCUUCAUUUUCUGCCCAUUGGGGACCACAAACACAAAAGCGCCUGGGAGCCCUUCGCUCAACGCCGAAGGCAUGCGCCACCGCGCAGUCGGCAGAACUCCGCAGCUUGUACUCGAAGAGAGCGCGCCACCGUUGUGUCGGCCGGCGCCUCCACGCCACCCCCCCUAGAGACGCAAUCUGUCGGGUCAUCUCACAACAAACGUCCGGAGCUCAACAAUUUGUUCCAGUCGCCUCGGACGGAUGCCGCGGACGUCCGCGGCAAAUCGCGCCUGGGCGAGCACGUGUUAGCACUUUCUGCCGUGCUUUUUUUUUUUAACUUUUACAAGACGACUGCGAGUGACAGGACACAACUGCAGCAGUAAGCAGUCAGCAGCAUACGGAAAGGCCGCGAGGCAGAGGGGACCAGAGCCCUCCUCGUGGUGUCCUGCUUCCCUGAGGAAAGCCCGGUCGUCGCCGGUCGCAGAAGAAGAAGACAAUGCCGGAGAAAGUGCCGGAGCUACCGCCGCGCGAGCUCCGCAACGCUUUGACCAGACCCUCCCCCACAACCUCCCUCUCAACGACCAGCACCACCGCGGCGCUCUCCCCUGCAAAACCUCUUCUCCCGCCUCCUCGUCAAAACGGAGGUAGCGCGUGCGAGUGCGCGCACUCGUGAGUGAAUAAAACAAUGCCGCACGCGGUUUCCUCCUCUCAGCUACGAGAGAUGCCACCGGUGAUGACCCGGUGAGGAGAGCGAAAGAAAGGGGAUGGGGGGGGGGGGUGCCCCGCCACAGGCAACUCCUUCUCCUCAUCGUAUAAAACCGCCCAUGGACCCCGCAUGACACCUUCAGUUUUCAUUGUGGCCCGUCCGGGACUCAUCUUCCUUCUUCACCCUCUUCUGGGUGGCGACGCCGACGGCCCCCGGACUUCGAAGCGCGGGACGUUGUUUCUUAGCUUGUGAAACUCCGCGCCGGACUCCUGCCCGGGCGUCCACGCGCCCCGAAGUUACUACUGGUUCGUCGCCAGCGGUUCCAGUGUGCACGCGCUCAACAUGAGACUCUGGUUGAGCGUGAUCCUCUUCGCUUCGCUGGCGGUCCACCUCUCCGCUCGGCCACCAAGAAGGAUAACGCGACAGUCGCGCAACCGUGGCGGCGGAAGCAGCUACGCGCGGCCUGACGCUGGCGGGGCCGGCGGCGGAGGCGGCGAUGUCGACUACGGCGGUCCAGCACCCGGGGUGACCUUCGACGAUGACGUGGGACCCGACGUAGACCUACCUGCUCCAGGAGCCGGUCCAGCGCCGGGCUAUGGCCCUGGUCCGGGACCUGCUCCGGCACCAGCGCCGAGGCCCAGACCGGCACCAGGCCCUGCUCCUGGACCCGGGCCCGCGCCGGGACCGGCACGCCCAGGUCCUGGCGCCCCAGCCCCUGGCGGUGGCGGCGGCUACGGCGAUGGCGGUUACGGUGGUGGUGGAGCAGGCGGAGCAGGCGGCGCAGGCGGAGCAGGCGGCGGCGGCGGCGGAGGAGGAGGAGGUCACGACGAUGGCCAGUACCACGGCCACGAUGACCACGGCGAGUGGCGCCUGGAGGACGCCAUUCCCGGCACGCCGGAGACUGACUACCCGACUUUCACCACCAUCCCGCAGACCAGCUUCGACUGCAGCGCGCAGGAGUUUCCGGCCGGUUACUACGCUGACGUCGAGGCGCGAUGCCAGGUGUUCCACAUCUGCCAGUCGGACGGUCGCAGCGACGCCUUCCUCUGCCCCGUGGGAACCAUCUUCAACCAGCGGUACUUCGUCUGCGACUGGUGGCAGAAUGUGAACUGCGACGAGGCGCCCAACUAUUACAAUCUCAACGGCGACCUCUACAAGCCCGGGCCCUCGUGGAGUCCUGGCGGUGGUGCUCCCGACGGACAAGGAUACGUUCCACCGGCACCGGCUCCAGCUCCACCACCAAGACCAGGUCCUGCGCCAGGUCCAGCCCCGGCCCCGUACCCCGGCCCGGCUCCAGCUCCUGCUCCAGCCCCGGCCCCGUACCCCGCCCCGGCUCCAGCUCCAGCCCCAGCUCCAGCUCCGUAUCCCAGCCCAGCUCCAGCGCCAGCACCAUAUCCCGGUCCGGCUCCAGGUCCUGCUCCGAGUCCAGGGCCAGCACCCGAUUAUGGAAGGCCCGAGACGCCUCAGCCCGGACCUCCGUCGGAUUACGACCAGGAUGACUACGAUCAGCCAGCGAGAGGCUACGGAGGAGGAGGCCGAAGGCCACGGGCUAACCUCGCGCAACCCAGCGACUGGAACGCCGUGUACUACUACGACCAACCCGACCAGGCAGAACAAGGCCGUUCAGAGGAGAGCGAACAGCGCAGCGUGGAAGGAGAGUAUCAGGCGUAGGCAUGAGGGAAUUCCGGGUUGUGUAUAAAUCAGUUUAGGUGUGAGGGUGCGCUGCCUGCUUGAAGGGGCUGGGCCGCAGCUUCCUCACCUCCCCAGACGUCGAAUAGUGAACCGGAGGAGAGUGAGACAGGAAAGAAGGGUGCGAAACGCAACAACGAAAAUUGGUCUGAGUAUAGUCAGCCUGACAUUGUAAGAAAAACUAGAGAUAAGGUUUGGGGGCAUUGCAGUUAGUGCACGCUGUCUUCUGGUUGUAUUUUUUUAAGGUAGCGUCCCUAAAACAGCGUUAGUGAGAAGCUGAACAGAUGUGCACUGCCCUUCAGUCGAAGUUUGUGAAUUGACCUCACCACUUUGGGCCGCACGGUCAGGACGCUCGCGUAUUGCCGAUCAUGACGGCUGAACGUGGAGAGAGGUAAAGAAAAUGGCGCGCAUAAUGCGUGCCCAAUGUCGUGCACGUGUAACGGCUUAAUUAAUGGUGCUCCCGAGGAGUGGCCCUUUCUGUAGCUGGACAGGCGGCCCAUUCUAGCCAUUUGCAGCUGUGCAUACGGCACCUUACGAGGUUCUCCCUCUUCGCGUACGACCUGGAUGAUCCGUUGAAGCCACGCUUCUGAUUUCUAGGCAUGCUGGUAGCAAAGCGAUUGAUCGUUGACCGGUCGGCCCUUAUCGUGGAAGUGCACUUUGUUUGCACAAUAGGCCUUACGUUUGACACCAACCGUGGUACACUCACUGUCAGUGGUUGAAAACUUUGGGGUCAACAGUUCCGGCCUCAACAAUGGGAACUUUCUGAGUGGGGUGAAAUUUGAUGUAACAGACUCAGGCGUUGACAGUGCGCCCGGUAGGUCAGGGUCUUUUUUGCAAUGCCGUACGCGUUGUGACGACUCGGUAAACUUCAAUAUUAUGCCAGUCCUUUCAUACUUCCGUUGAUGUUCCUUACUGUUUCGUCUACCAGUUCGUUUCAAUGGUCGACAGGUUCAACUCGUUCGCCAAUGCCUUUUUCUAUGCUAAUUAGCCCUCCUAGCUGCGCUCCUGGCUGCAGUAACCGACCUAAGUAAAUUAAAGAGAUUUAACAGGAUGCGUGCACAGCGUGACUAGAAAACAAAAGUCCAAUGAAAAAAAAAUAUUGUGUACGUCUUAUUCAGCAAAGUGAAUGGCUUGUCUUUUCUUGUUACAGCUUUCAUUGAGACAUGUAAGGUACAGUGCAUGUUUGCUAUGUUCUGGUCGUCCACACGCCGAGGAUUUUCGCAGACGUGCGGGCCCAUAAAUUUACAUAUCUCAGUGUUAGAUACACGAAGCACAAUUACGCAGUCGUUGUGUCAGACGUGCAAUACGGGCAGCCAUAACUGAGUCUUUCGAAGCAUUCCCACACAGCAGAACACUCGCAUGGGUCACCCUCUGGAGCGUAAGUGAUGUCUUGAAGGUGUGUGAGAGAAGGUGGCCACAUUUCACGUCGUCUGCGCAUCUCCACGCGACGCGCCAACACUAAUUAGCCACAUGUAUGCCGGUGUUCAGACUUGCGGGUCAGCUGAACCUAUACUUGGGCAAUUUCCGUGCGCGCGGUUACAUUUUGCUGUACCGUGUUUUGAAUGCUCCGUUGAGGCCUGCUGGCGGUAUUUCUUUCUUUCUUUCUCUCUCUGUCUCUCUAGCGUCCGUGACAAUGCAUGCCAUGGCGCUGGCCGGACUCUUAGCGAACGGCCAGGUUAUCUGCUUACCAGAUUUUCAGAGUUUAUGUGACGUUAAGAGACCUCCUUUCUUGUUUCCUGUUUUUCUUUUUGUUAGUUAACCUUUACUAACCGUAUUUAAUUGUUGCAUAUGCUCGUGUGCUAUGGUUAUUUCCGCGAGCCCCCCCUUCCCCCUUUCCCCCUCCGUCCAUCCGUCCGUCCGUCGCUCGCUGUCACCAGUAACAAAGCUGUUGCCAACCGAAGCAUGACAGGUUGAUUUGAUGGCGCAUUAACUCAUCGCAAUAUCUUGACAACCUAUGACUGAGGUUCCCGUGCUUUGUACAGAUCAGUUUUAGCGUGAUAGACAUUGUUGAGUUUUGUUUUGUUUAUAAGAGCGUUUCUUCUUCGUGUUCUGUCGUCGGCGCUUUUCGGCUGCAGCGUAUAUGUGUGUUUGUGCGCCUGUAUCAUAACAUUGUGUAACAAGUCACCUCGCUGCCUUCUUGAAUACUGUGUAGAUCCUUUGAUGUUGCAAUUCUUCUCGUCAGGUCCUAGUAUACGCGCGUCUAUCGAGAUCUCCGCUGUUUCUUUGUUUUGUUGCUUUUGCGAGAACUUCUGGCCACGAGUGACAGAUGCAACGGCGUCGGAACGGUUGUGCUGGCAGACUUUUCUUAUCCCCUGUUCAUAGACUGAAUAAAGAAUUUUCCUGUG
This is a messenger RNA of Dermacentor andersoni, 5480 nucleotides long. RefSeq lists its product as uncharacterized. The record is from RefSeq and is a predicted model, not a curated record. Gene Ontology annotation, molecular function: chitin binding. Gene Ontology annotation, cellular component: extracellular region. NCBI's taxonomy places the organism in Eukaryota, Metazoa, Arthropoda, Arachnida, Ixodida, Ixodidae.